AUGGAUACCAAUACGGCUACCGUGGCUCAGGCUGUGACUGUGAGUCUACAAGAGCUUGUUGAUGGAACGGUCUCCUUUGAUACCCUGACCGAGGCUUUCGGACCGGAGUCCCUGGGCAUUAUCGUCGUGAAAGACUUGCCUCAGACAUUCACAGAGCUACGUGCCAAGGUUCUUUCGAAUUCCUCGUACCUAGCAGCGCUGUCAGAUGCGGAGUUGGAGUCCCUCACCGUUCCAGAAUCCAAAUACCUGGUCGGCUGGUCUUGUGGCAAGGAAACCCUAAAAUCAGGUCACUUUGAUACGCUCAAAGGCUCUUACUACGUGAAUUGCGCCUUCUACCAGGAUCCCUCGCUGGACAGUGCUCCAGCCGAUGGGUUCCCGGACCUGCCCCAGUAUACCGCGCCAAAUGUCUGGCCCUCCGAGGCUAAAUUACCCGAAUUCAGGGGUAGCGUAGAGGCCCUCUGUGGCUUGAUCAUCGAUACCGCCGCAUUGGUUGCCAAGGCCUGUGAUCGCUACGCCGAGGCCAACAUCGCAGACUACAAGCCAGGUUAUCUGCACCAUGUCGUCACGACAAGUCUGACCACCAAGGCCAGACUACUGCACUACUUCCCCGGCACUGAGGAGCAGGCUGAUAGCGCCAGCGACGACGACUGGUGUGCUACGCAUCUCGACCACGGUUGUCUAACGGGUCUGACAUCGGCCAUGUUCCUCGACGAAGCCGCCUCCCCUCCCAGCAUUUCAGCUACGAGUAGUGUUCUCCCCGAGCUUCCCCGCUCCCCUGACCCUUCGGCCGGUCUGUAUAUUCGAUCUCGCACAGAUGAGAUCGUCAAGGUCAAUAUUCCUAAAGAUUGUCUUGCUUUCCAGACCGGUGAGGCCUUGCAGCUCAUCACACGCGGCAAGUUCAUGGCCGUGCCGCACUUUGUGAAGGGAGCCAAGGCUAGUCCUGGCCAAGAGAUUGCGCGGAAUACCCUGGCGGUGUUCACCCAGCCGAAUCUGGCGGAGGAGGUGCAGCCCGGAUUGACUUUUGCGGAAUUCGCAAGAGGCGUGGUGCAGAAGAACUAUUGA
Penicillium brevicompactum is the source of this 1062-nucleotide messenger RNA. RefSeq lists its product as uncharacterized. The transcript has 3 exons. NCBI's taxonomy places the organism in Eukaryota, Fungi, Ascomycota, Eurotiomycetes, Eurotiales, Aspergillaceae. The coding region runs from base 1 to 1062 and encodes 353 amino acids. The record is from RefSeq and is a predicted model, not a curated record.